This is a messenger RNA of Cuscuta campestris, 766 nucleotides long. The record is from the annotation of a GenBank genome assembly. Lineage: Eukaryota; Viridiplantae; Streptophyta; Magnoliopsida; Solanales; Convolvulaceae.
CUACAAAUUUACUAAAAAUCGGUUGUUUAGUCCUCUUUUGCGGUACAAAAUUGCCGAACUUGUCUCCGGCGAGGUCUUCCAUAUCUAUGGCGGCCAAUAUCGGUGCCAACGCCCCCGCUGCGGUGUCUCUUGCGGUUGACGAUCACCACUUCCCCGCCGCGGAUCCUACAUCUGAUCAAGACCGAAAGGACGAGACUGUACAAGCUCUCAAAUCUGAGGUCAUGGCUACACUUAAUGAAGUGGUUAAGUCCCUGGAUGAAGAUAGCUGGAUGUUUGAUGGGCCUCGAUCUCGUAUACAACUUAUUUCAAGGCCAGGCAGUUUUCUUCAGAAGCGACAGGAAUUGACAAAGAAGCAGACCUUGGCACCAUCAAAAUGAUGGAGAAGAACCUCUUUUGCCUCUUUUGGUCCAAAACGAUGACCUUGGUUUCAAUUUUGAGUCUUUUGGUCUGCUUAAUCAUGUCUUGGACAACCAAGAACCAUAACCAAAAUCUUUUGUUUUUCGCGGUCAAGUAUACCCGCAAUGAAGUAGAAACGAUCAAUAUUUUGUACAUACUCUAUUCUUUGAUAUGUAAUCAUCAUAAUAUGCGUAGCGUGAUAAGAAAUGUAUCUAUUUAAAUAGGACUAAAACAUGUAAUUUAUCCCUUCUAUAUAGGAGUUGGCAUAGUGAAAUGCAUCAAUCUGACACUGCGCGUUGGCAUUUCACCGUAUUUUAUGGCAUUAUUUGGUAUCAGGUGUCUUGUCUUGCUAUAAAAGUAUUGGAGGUCC